AUGUCCGCUACUUCGACUAUCACCUCCACCACCAGAGAAUCAACUGUUGUGCAUCCUAUUGUAGUACAAUUUAUCGGUCGUCUUGGCACUGAGGUCCCUAACGCACGUCGAAAUGCGCUUGGUUUUGUUUCCCAUGAGACUACGAUUUCGACAUCUGGCUUUGAUCGAACCUCCCCGUACAAUACCGCCAUCCUCUUGACUGCGCCCAAGGGUGCCAUCGAUAAACUUCACCAGGGCGAUGUGUACGCCAUCAGUUGUAAGUUGAUCAGUUCGAACAACCGCAGGCUUGAUGAUCUCUAUUGCGGAACGACUACAAUAUUGAGGAUUGGGAAGAAUGAUUCUAUUGGUGUCGAGUACGAGAAAGAUGUCAUGAACAAGGUCUCGAUGGUGGCUUUGGGGAUUGUAGUGAAGAUGGAGACGGUUCCAAAGGGUGACGGGAAGCGUGGUGGCAAAAUAGUGUUGACUUUGACAUCCGUCGAUUUUGAUCCAAUAGACCAGAGCCCAGUGUGCUGGAUGACGAAGCAUAUCGUUGAACGGUGUCAUCAAUCAGAUAAGUUUCAUUCAUUUUGUAAGGAGGGAGCUGAGGUCCAGAUCGCGGGGUUGAUUGAAGGGUACGAUGAUAAAGAGUGGGCUUGGGAAACCCGGUUACAGGUUUACAACAUAACCCCGUGUAACGAUAGCACACCCAACCCGAACGUCACAGAAAAAGGAAAGAGUGGGGAUGCGUGUGACUCUUCCGUCGCGAAGGUCGCAUGCCAAAAGGAAGACAAGAUGGCCGCAGGGAUCAAUACAAGCCAUAAACGCAAAGCCACCAAGUCGCGCAUUUUAGCCGCACGUUGGAAUAAGCGGGUGAAGGUCAAUGCUGCCCAUCGGGCAAUGCGUCGAGAUCACGGAAUUGAUUAA
Melampsora larici-populina 98AG31 is the source of this 903-nucleotide messenger RNA. RefSeq lists its product as uncharacterized. Lineage: Eukaryota; Fungi; Basidiomycota; Pucciniomycetes; Pucciniales; Melampsoraceae. The transcript has 5 exons. Bases 1 to 903 code for a protein of 300 amino acids. The record is from RefSeq and is a predicted model, not a curated record.